This is a messenger RNA of Rangifer tarandus platyrhynchus (Svalbard reindeer), 678 nucleotides long. The record is from the annotation of a GenBank genome assembly. Lineage: Eukaryota; Metazoa; Chordata; Mammalia; Artiodactyla; Cervidae.
AUGGCAUUUUAUCCACUGCAAAUCGCUGGACUGGUUCUUGGGUUCUUCGGCAUGGUCGGGACCCUUGCCACAACUCUUCUGCCUCAGUGGAGAGUGUCGGCUUUUAUUGGCAGCAACAUAAUUGUCUUCGAAAGGGUCUGGGAAGGCCUCUGGAUGAACUGCGUCCGACAAGCCAAGGAUAAGCUGCAGUGCAAGGCCUAUGAUUCUCUGCUGGCCCUCCCGCCUGCCCUGGAGGCGGCCCGGGCGCUCAUGUGUGUGGCUGCGGCCCUGUCUGUGAUUGCUCUGCUUGUUGGCAUCUGUGGCAUGAAGAAGAUUCAGUGCACAGGCUCUGACCGGAGGGCAAAAGCAUACCUCGUGGGAAUUUCCGGAGUCCUCUUUAUCCUGACCGGGAUCUUCGUUCUGAUUCCGGUGUGCUGGAUGGCCAAUGACAUCAUCCGGGAUUUCUACAACCCAGCGGUCCACGUAGGUCAGAAACGAGAGCUGGGAGCCUCCCUCUUCAUCGGCUGGGCCACUACUGCGGUCCUCAUCGUCGGAGGGGGUCUGCUCUGCGGGUUCUGCUGUUGCAACCGAAAGAAGCCAAGGCACAGAUAUUUAGCCCCUGGGCGUCGUGUGCCUCACGCACGUAAUCCACGCCGGCCAGUGACGGGGCUCAGUAGGACUUCUACUAGUUACGUCUAA